AUGGAGGCUGUUCAAGGAAGCAUAAUCGCUGAGAUACAGGCGGCACGGGCGGAAGUAAAGAAAGAUUUCACCGACACUAUUGACCUACUGAAGAAAGAACUGGGGGAUUUCCAACACGAAAUGGGUGGAAAGCUGAAUAAAGUGGUCGCCGACAUAAAGGAAAUCAGAGAGAGACUCGCGGAGACUGAGCAGAGGGUGGCGGACAUGGAGGAGAUGAACGCAGAGAGCAGAGAGGCUCUAGCUCAGAGAAAGUUCUAG
Messenger RNA from Xyrichtys novacula (pearly razorfish), 258 nucleotides. The record is from the annotation of a GenBank genome assembly. Lineage: Eukaryota; Metazoa; Chordata; Actinopteri; Labriformes; Labridae.